Messenger RNA from Solanum verrucosum, 983 nucleotides. RefSeq names its product polyadenylate-binding protein 2-like. Lineage: Eukaryota; Viridiplantae; Streptophyta; Magnoliopsida; Solanales; Solanaceae. The transcript has 6 exons. Gene Ontology annotation, molecular function: RNA binding. The record is from RefSeq and is a predicted model, not a curated record. The coding region runs from base 119 to 709 and encodes 196 amino acids.
AAAAAAAUCAUGUUAUUUGGGUAUUUUUGUUUAGUUUCCAUAUGUGGAAUAAAUUUUUUGGUGAGAGAAAGAAGUCGCUGUAUGUGGCGCUGCUGAGAAAGAGGCGAGAGGAGCAGCGAUGGAGGACGACGUUGAGAUGGCAGCGGGGGAAAACAGCGCCGGGGAAUUGGAUGACAUGAAGAAGAGGUUGAAGGAGAUGGAAGAUGAAGCGGUUGCUCUCCGUGAAAUGCAAGCCAAGGUCGAGAAAGAAAUGGGCUCUGUUCAAGACCCUGCUGCUGCUGCUGCAAACCAGGCAAACAAGGAAGAAGUGGAUUCUCGAUCUGUCUUUGUUGGAAAUGUGGAUUAUUCAUGCACUCCAGAGGAAGUGCAGCAGCAUUUUCAGGCAUGUGGGACGGUAAAUAGAGUUACAAUCCGAACUAACAAGUUUGGGCAACCUAAAGGAUAUGCUUACAUCGAGUUUGUUGAACCGGAAGCUGUCCAAGAAGCUCUUCUUCUGAAUGAAUCUGAACUUCAUGGCCGCCAACUUAAGGUAUCAGCUAAGAGGACUAAUGUUCCUGGUAUGAAGCCAUACCGUGCUAGGCGUCCUAACCCGUAUAUGGGAUUUCGAGGCCGGACACCAUUCAUGCCUGCUCCUUAUUUUUUCCCUCCUUUUGGAUAUGGAAAGAUUCCAAGGGCUAGGGCGCCGAUGCGUUACAGCCCCUACUUCUGAGACUCUGUUUUGUUUUUCCGUAGACAUACAUACCUCUGGAUGGUGGGACAUAUCAUUAAAAGCAGUAGCUUCUUAUCCCAUGUAUGGUUAAUUGCCUUUACAAAUCUUAUUAAUCCCGAAGUUGAGUUUUAAGGUGAGCUUUGUGGCAAAUAGUGUGAUGAUGAAUCCUUUUGGUUUUGUGUCUUUAGAGUUGUUGAGAACAUAUGCAUGUUUGGAAUUUCCACUGUAAUGUUGCAUUCCACUGCAGAAAAGAAAGAAAGAACCGUUUGGGCCA